This is a messenger RNA of Miscanthus lutarioriparius, 204 nucleotides long. The record is from the annotation of a GenBank genome assembly. NCBI's taxonomy places the organism in Eukaryota, Viridiplantae, Streptophyta, Magnoliopsida, Poales, Poaceae.
AUGGGCAGGUUCGGCGUCACGCGCCUCGCGCUGGCGCCGCCGGUGCUGCUGGCCAUCGUGCGCACCGCCGAGGAAGCGGACGAGGGCGCUGCCGCCCACGUGGCCACGCUCUUGGCGGUGAACUGCGGCGGCGCGCCCCUCGCGGCUGACCUCAUUGCGCGCUUCUCACGCACUUUACCCGGCGUAGGAGUUACCCAGAUAUGA